This is a messenger RNA of Octopus sinensis (East Asian common octopus), 546 nucleotides long. RefSeq names its product AP2/ERF domain-containing protein PFD0985w-like. Lineage: Eukaryota; Metazoa; Mollusca; Cephalopoda; Octopoda; Octopodidae. Bases 1 to 546 code for a protein of 181 amino acids. The transcript has 2 exons. The record is from RefSeq and is a predicted model, not a curated record.
AUGGAGAAAACUUUUGAUCAACAAAUUGACUACCUUCAAGUUUUACACUGCAAAAUGUUUGGUAAACAAUUGACAAACAACAAAUCAUCUGGUGAGGAAUUGAGUGACAAUGACUUACCUGGUGAUGAAUUGACUGACAAUGACUUAUGUGGUGAGGGAUUGAGUGACAAUGACUUAUGUGGUAAGGGAUUGAAUGACAAUGACUUAUCUGGUGAGGAAUUGAGUGACAAUGAUUUAUCUGGUGAGGGAUUGAAUGACAAUGACUUAUCUGGUGAGGAAUUGAGUGACAAUGAUUUAUCUGGUAAGGAAUUGAGUGACAAUGACUUAUCUGGUGAGGAACUGACUAAUGAAUUUUCUGGUGAUGAGUUGACCAAUGACAGAUUAUCCAGUAAUGAAAUCAGCAACAAGUUAUCUGGUAACAAUGUGACUGACUACAGAUGCUCUUGCCAAGGACUGACCAGUCAUAAGUCAUCAGGUCAAGAACUGAAUGAUAACAAAUUAUCUGAUGCCAAACUGAGCAACAAUGAAUUAUUGGAGAUGAACUGA